Messenger RNA from Pygocentrus nattereri (red-bellied piranha), 6501 nucleotides. Its product is annotated as connector enhancer of kinase suppressor of ras 2-like. The record is from RefSeq and is a predicted model, not a curated record. Bases 538 to 3756 code for a protein of 1072 amino acids. Gene Ontology annotation, biological process: regulation of signal transduction. The transcript has 24 exons. Gene Ontology annotation, cellular component: cytoplasm; membrane. Lineage: Eukaryota; Metazoa; Chordata; Actinopteri; Characiformes; Serrasalmidae. Gene Ontology annotation, molecular function: protein binding.
CAUGACACUAAAAGUUUGCACUGUCAGUACUUGAUCCAAAUUCAAAAUGAAGUCCAGUGUAGACUAAAGACUCUCACUAGACGGUCACUGCUGAUGUGUUCACUCUCCAGCUGCUGUUGUAUUGUAGCGGAGGCUGCUUUGAUCUGGCUCGUGGAUUGAGUGAGCAGUGUUGUGGGUGCUGCACCAUUCUCCAGCGCUCACUUAGCGGCCCGUGGAGUGAUGCUGCAGCGUGUCGGUGAGGAAGGGAGGGGUUGCUCCACUUUGCUCGCGCUCAGCGACCUCGCUCCUCUACAGUAGGGACUCAUAGCCGUGAGCUCGGGCUGGCGGGGAGGGAGAGGAGCCGGACUGCACCACCGCAUCCCGUCCCACAGCAGCUCCAGCACAGCCAGCAUGCUCUGAAUUCCAGCCUUUUCCCCAGCCCCAGCGUUCAGCGUUUUUCUGACAGCUUUUACCAAUGCGACCACCGAGCCCACCCUGUCCAGCGAGAGCCAUCCGUAUGUUUUGGUGCUGAUUCAGAAGACUGCUGUGACAUCGAUUAUGGCCCUGGUAAUGGAACCUAUAAGCAAAUGGAAUCCCAAGCAAGUGCUGGACUGGAUGAAAGGCUUGGACGACUGCCUACAGCAGUACAUUAAGAACUUUGAGAGGGAGAAGAUAACGGGCGAACAGCUCCUGCAUAUCACCCACCAGGAGCUGGAGGAGCUUGGCGUCACCCGCAUCGGCCACCAAGAGCUCAUACUGGAGGCUGUGGAUCUGUUGUGUGCACUGAACUAUGGGCUGGAAACAGAGAAUCUGCGGACCCUUUCACAUAAGCUCAACGCCUCAGCAAAAAACCUACAGAACUUCAUCUUGGGCCGACGCAGGGGCGGGCAUUACGACGGACGGGCCUCUCGACGCCUGCCCAAUGACUUUCUCACCUCAGUGGUAGAUCUCAUAGGAGCUGCCAAAAACCUGCUAGCCUGGCUUGACAGGUCACCAUUUGUCAGUGUUACAGAAUAUUCUCUACUGAAAAACAACAUUGUUCAACUGUGCCUGGAGUUAACCACAAUAGUACAACAGGACUGCACCGUGUAUGAAACCGAAAACAAGAUUCUUCAUGUGUGCAAAACAUUGUCUGGAAUAUGUGACCACAUCAUCUCGCUGUCCUCUGACUCGCUAGUGUCCCAGUCGGCUCACUUGGAGGUGGUGCACCUGACCAACAUUAUGCCGAGCGAAGGCCUGGGCAUGUACAUCAAGUCGACAUACGAUGGGCUUCACGUGAUCACAGGCACCACAGAAAACUCCCCUGCUGACCAGUGCAAAAAGAUCCACGCUGGCGAUGAGGUCAUCCAGGUCAAUCACCAGACUGUGGUUGGCUGGCAGCUGAAAAACUUGGUUAAUGCAUUGCGUGAGGAUCCCAAUGGUGUCAUUCUCACCCUGAAGAAAAGGCCACAAAACACCUUGACCUCUACCCCUGCUCUGCUCAAGAAUGUGCGUUGGAAGCCUCUUGCCCUCCAGCCCAUCCCUACCAGUCCUAAUGGUGACUCCACCACUCCAACUAGCACCAUGGGCAUGUCUUCCAAGAUAGAUGGAUCUAAUAUGCAGGAUGUGUUCAUCCUGUCUCCAGUCUCAGGUCUCUACGGUACCAGAGAUGAGCUGGGCAUCAUGUCAUGUGAUGACAUCAGCAAGUAUAGCAUGAGCAAGUCCAGUUCUAAGUGCUCAGAAUCACUCAGCUACUAUCUUGACCAAGAGAGUGGCAAGUAUUACUCUCUAAUGGAGGGUGAGGGCAUCCCAAUUGGACCAGAGUAUGACAGAGGCCGCUCCACAGGGGUACGUAGGAGAGACAAGACCCCAACUCAUGGUGAUCUCAGGCCCGUAUCCAUGCCCCCGGAGUACAACUGGAUGGCUGAAAGCAAGGAGCCCAAUAUGUACAAGAGGGGCAGCCGAGAUUCAGACACGUCCCUCCUUCGCUACAUGAGUGAUGACAAGAUCCUAGUCAUCCAAGAGGAACCAGACGGACCAAGGGAAUGCAAGCGGGACACCACACGCCGUUCCCGCAAAAAGGGCAAGAAUCCAAGUAGUCCCAGCUUUCCCAUCAGCCCCUCUCUUCUGGCUUCCACUGUGCGACUGGAUGGGGUGGCGCCGCCUGACAGCCUACCCUUCCCACUGCCAGAAAACAACACUGUGCCACUUUAUCACCAACAGAGAGCCGGUGACACACUGCGAGCAGAACCUGAGAGAUAUCCAGGAUCUGGAAUGGAAAUACAAGGAGGAACAUCUAUGAGGAAGUCAUUCCACUAUACUUCAUUAAGGACAAAAACCAAAAAGAGAACUAAAGGUUCCCUGACCAGUGGUAGCCGCAGGAAAAUCUCUUGUAAGGAUCUAGGCCAUGGAGACUGUGAAGGCUGGUUAUGGAAGAAGAAAGAUGCCAAAGGGUACUUCACUCAAAAGUGGAAGAAAUACUGGUUCAUUUUGAAGGACUCUUCUCUCUAUUGGUACACCAACCAAAAUGACGAGAAGGCUGAGGGCUUCAUCAGCUUGCCCGAGUUCCGAAUUGACAGAGCAAUCGAAUGUAGGCGGAAAUUUGCCUUCAAAGCCUGUCACCCAAAAAUCAAGAGUUUCUUCUUUGCCACAGACUGUUUGGAGGAAAUGAACAGAUGGAUGAACAGGCUGGGGCUGGCAGCUAUUGGUUACACACCUGACGACAAAGUGCCACGGCCGGAUGAGGAUUACUGGAGUGAAAGUGAUCAGGAUGAUAUAGAUGGCUCCAUGACUUUAAAGCAGGAAGGACCUUCUUCACUAUGUGACACCUACCAUCGGACACCCUCGGUCAACUCAUCCAGUCCCUUCCCUGAGCCCAAGCACGGACGCCACUUCUCCAGUGAGUCCACCUACUCCCACUCCUCUGCUGAGGACUCCCGGGGUGGGGAGGGUGGAGGCGGGGGCUCCAGCAGCACUCAUUCAUCAGGCUGCCGCUCCAGCCACCGAGAGCGCCGCUCCUGGCAGGACCUGAUCGAGACGCCAUUGACCAGCUCUGGCCUGCACUUCCUGCAGACUGUACCACCAGAGGGUGAGCAUGGCUAUGAUGGUGGGCCUGGGGCUGGAGGGCGCAUGCCCCUAUCCCCUGAGUGCAGACGACAGGCCACUCUUCCCGUGAGGAGGCAUCACGUGGACCGUGAUGGGCCUUUUCCACUGGUGGGCAGUGAGGACAGAGGACACCAGCUGCAUCGCAGGGCCCACAAACAGCGUAGUCAGAGUCUGCCACGGAACCGAGAGGCGAGGGCCAGGAGCUUGCUGCAGGGUCACAGAGAGGAGAAGAGUGAAGACGAGGAGCUGCUGCCUGCUAGGUGUGGUGAUGACACUGAAGAAGCAAGCCAGAGGUAUGAUGGAAAGGAUGUAGAUGGACUGGAGGAGCUCUAUCAUGCUAUAGAGCAGGCCAACCUCUCUGCCAUCGGUGACCUCCGACCCACCACCAAGCAGGAGUUCCGUCGUUCCUUCCUCAAGCGCUGCAAUGACCCCAUCAUUAAUGACAAACUGCACCGUGUUCGAAUCCUCAACAGCACACUAAAGGCAAAGGAGGAUGAGCUGGCCAUUAUCAGUCAGCUGCUAGAGGACCCUGGCCUCACCUCGAAGAAGUUUCGUGAGUGGAAACAGUGGCACCACGACCUUUUCCUGGACAUUUGCGAGUUUAGCUCAGGCAACAACGGGGCAGCUGAUCUUUCCCCACUAACAGGUCCUCUCAUGACGCAUACACACUCCUUCAUCGAGACCCACGUCUGAGACAAGGUCCAAAUGGUGUUUGGAUACACUCCACUGCUGCCUCAGUUUUCUCUCCAUCUCUCUUCAAUUCUUCCUUUCUUCCCACGAUGCUGAACCAACUGACCAACCAACCACUGUAACGUGUGUAAAUAUGGCUGAGAGGGCAAGCAGACUCCAUGUAAAUACUCUGAUGAGCAACAGCAGCCCUUGCAGGGUGCCUACUGCAUGUCUGAAGAGAAAGCAUUCUUCCUUCUGUUGAAUGACCUAAGCUAGAAAGUUCUAAAGAAAGUUCUUUGUACUACUUUACAAAUUUUGAUUUGUAAUCUUUUAAUUAGAUUAGCUUUUCUUUUGCUAUCUCUGGUUGGGUUGCAGUGUGUUACUGGAGGAAUAGUAGUAGCAAUACAGAGGGGGACCGUUUCCACAACAACACUGUACUUUCAUAUUAAACUUUGCACCCAUGAUGCUCUGAUAACUCUAUUCUCUUCAUACUAUUCUUACUGCUGAUUAUGACUAUUAGAAAUGCAAAUCAGAAACCUGCUAAGAUGAUUGCAAUCACGCCAUGCAUUAUUAGGAGUGAUCUAAGCAUUGGUCUUUCCAGGGUUUUCACUGGAGCUCAUUCUAUGAAGGUGAAAGUGUACCUAAAUGGAGGCAACACCUUACAAGAGAAAUAAAGACCUUCAUGUUUGCUUAGAAGUAGCCACUGUUUUAAACUGUGAACUAUUCUUGUGAAUGCAAUCUUUCGAUUCUGUGUGUACAGAAUCACCUAAGACAGUUUUUUUGUAGAAAAGCAUAGAAAACUAUAUAAAAAAUAGAUAUAUACAUAAUUACAGUACAUUGCUUGAAUGGUUACUUGUUGCUUAAAAGGUGUAGAUGGAAAAUCCCAUUCUGGAAUUAGACUGAUUGACUCUGGAAUUCAUAGACAGUUCCAGUUGAUAUCAUUUAUUUGCUUUGUUUGUUUGGUAUGGAUUGUCAUUUCAGUCAGAUGUUGUGCUGCAGUUAUACAUAUGAGCCUAUACAAGCACAUUAGGAGGGUAUGAAAUUACAUGAUGCACUACAAGGAAAGCACUUUCGGUCACUGCAUCACAGGGUCAACGUGACAGAUAAGAAAUCUGGUGGACAGACAGAAUUUGGGGUCUAAACAUAAUGAGAGAUGUGUACAGUCUAUCAGAAAUAUGUCUAGAUCAGUCUAAAUCGGACAUACUAUAGAUUUACAUACUAUAUGAGCUCAGUUAUUGUAUUUGCUAGAAUUGUUGGAUCUUAAUAGCCCCUAUCAAACAGUCAAACUAAGCUUAUUGAAGAAGUGUCACACAAAAUAACAAGAAAAUCUGAUGCCAAUAUGAAAGAAGACAGCUGCCAGUUAAUCACUAUAUUAUUGAGAAUGACAAUUUGAUCAAAAGUCUUUCAAAGCAUGUGUUUGAGACCGAUCCAUAAAGGAAGAUAUUUUACAAUUGUAUUCUGGUUAUGAGAAAAUAGAGCUUACUUUUUGCCUGUGGACUGGAUUAUUUACAAAGAGCACAAAAGAUAUGAGUUUUAUCAUUCACUGAGUACUGAAUUCAGGAAGAAUCGCCAGUAUUGAUACAAUGCAUGUGUGCUAGUAUCCUAGCUGAUGUUUUACUGGACAAAAUGACGAGUACGGAGACUAAAUCAAUAACUUCUCAGACGCCAAGCAGUGUUCAUGGGUUUACAAUGACUGUGGGUGGAGCCAAGUGAAAUAAAACCAAAAUAUGUACAUAUCUCCACAUACAUUGCAACAAUGUAAAUGGCAUAACUAGUCUGCUGUACACAUGGCCUUGUUUUACUGUUUUAUGAAUCUUACUGGUUUAGGAAACACUGCAGACUUUGGUCUGACGUAGCAGCACAUGCAGCAUCACGAUGUGAAUUGUACAUUUUUGUUUACUUCUUUUAAAUUAUAACCUGAGUAGGCCAAGGACUCAUAUCUUUACAUUGUUCGUCACUACAGCUGCAAUCAGUAUGUUUUUCUUUUUUCUUAUAUUACAAAAAAAGUAUCCAGUGUUGGGGAAAAUCAGUUCUAACCUGUCAAGAGCAACGCAAUGACUAUUAUGACACAUUGUACUGGGGGAAAAAAACAUACUGACUGUAGCUUUAAAACAGUGUGUUUUCACUGUGAGUUGCCAAAGUACCUGCAUCGUUACAAGCCUUUAAACAACUAAAUCCCUCACCAAGGGAGAACUGUAUUACUAACUGGCCAUUAGCACAAAUAAUUAUACUCCAUAAAGCAGACCACAUGUUCUUUCCAGUUUUUUACAUUAAAAACUGCUUACAGUUCACUAAAGAACCAAGCAUUCCCAAACAACAAUGCACUGCCUUGCUUUGAAAACAAACUUGCAUCUUUCUCUGUUUCACAUACAUUUGUAUUUAAUAUUUUUAGUAUGAUACUGGUUUAGAUGAUCUGUUAUUCCAUUCUUUUGCACUGUAUUUAUUCAUUGGUCAAUCUUCUAAGAUCAGUCAGAUGGGACUCCACUGUGUGUUUUUAAAGGAGUGUACUCCUCAUAGUACAUUGCACAGGUGUGUAAGAUGUAAGUUGCACUGCGACAUUAAAAAAGGAACAUAUUGCUCUUUUUCAAGGAUAUUACUACUAGCCAACUGUUAUUCUGUACAUUAUAUUAUGAAGAGAGGAUAUUAAAAAAGCAAAUUACAUUUAUUCUUCCUAAAGUAGCCUUUUUGUUUCAUAUAUACAAAUAUAUAUUAACAGAAAUACAGAUUGUAAACUUAAGUUGUAACUUUGAAUUCAAUAAAAUAAAUUCA